UUGGACCCCGGAUCGCCGGAUCGGCAAAGAAAGAGUUCUUUCAAAAGAGCCCUCGCUUCUCAAAGCUGCGUGCUCACCUCGCCUUCCCCUUCCUCGGAGGAAGAGGAGCACCGAAUCCAAGGUCGAGGCGAAGGAAGGCCCAAACAAAAUCAGAAAAUCGUUCCAAAAUUCCCCUUGCAGCAAGUUGCGGCUCGUGCUCUUGCUCCCUCGAGGCGUCUCAUCCCCGUUCUGCCCCUGUCGCCGUCUCGCCUACCUUGGGAGGAGGCGGCGAGAUCUGCCCGCUCCCGCGCCUGUGAGGGUUUUUGUUCCGGGAUGGCGUCGUCGGGGAAGAUGGAGGGGCCAUCGGCGCCGGCGGUGCGCCGGGACCCCUACGAGGUGCUCAGCGUGCCCCGGGACUCCUCCGACCAGGAGAUCAAGUCCGCCUACCGCAAGCUCGCACUCAAGUACCAUCCUGAUAAGAAUGCGAGCAACCCAGAAGCAUCAGAACUCUUCAAAGAAGUUGCAUAUUCUUAUAGCAUCUUGUCGGAUCGUGAGAAAAGGAGGCAAUAUGAUACUGCUGGUUUUGAGGCGUUAGAAAAUGAAGGAAUGGAUAUGGAGAUUGAUUUGUCCAAUCUUGGAACUGUCAACACAAUGUUUGCAGCACUUUUUAGCAAGCUUGGAGUUCCUAUCAAGACCACAAUAUCUCCCACCGUGCUGGAAGAGGCUAUGAAUGGCACAGUUACAGUGAGGCCACUCCCUGUUGGAACAUCAGCUACCGGCAAGGUUGAUAAGCAAUGCGCUCAUUUUUUUGGUGUAACAAUAAGUGAAGAACAAGCUCAUUCUGGAAUAGUUGUCAGAGUCACUUCACCUGCACAAAGUAAAUUUAAGCUUCUUUACUUUGAGCAAGAAGUUAAUGGAGGUUAUGGACUCGCUUUGCAGGAAGAUAGUCAGAAGACUGGCAAGGUGACAUCUGCAGGCAUGUAUUUCUUGCAUUUCCAGGUGUACCGUAUGGACUCAACAGUGAAUGCAUUGGCAAUGGCCAAAGAUCCUGAGGCCGCCUUCUUUAAAAGAUUGGAAGGUCUCCAACCCUGUGAAGUGUCGGCUCUCAAACCUGGAACUCAUAUAUUUGCUGUAUAUGGUGAUAAUUUUUUCAAGCCAGCAAGCUAUAUGAUUGAAGCAAUGUGUGCAAAAAGUUAUGAAGAGACAACAGAGAGGCUGAAGGAAAUAGAAUCCAAAAUUCUAGCGAAGAGAAAUGAUCUGCGUCAAUUUGAAACUGAGUACAGAAAGGCUUUGGCACGAUUUCAAGAAGUCACCAACAGAUAUACGCAAGAGAGAGAAGCGGUUGAUGAUAUGCUGAGAGAGAGGGAUAAUAUCCAUUGCUCAUUCACAACUGAACGAACUUUGGUAAACCCUGUUGGCGCUGGUUGUAGCAGUAGUAGGUAUACCACAGAGCAUAGCAUCCCUGAGAGCCCUGAGAAUGGUAGUGUAGAUGGCAGAGACAAAUCUGGCAAAAAGAAGUGGUUUAAUCUAAACCUUAAUAGAUCUGACAAGAAAGCCUGAAGUGUCUUGCCGGAAAUGGCAUGUUUUCACUUUGUUGUACAUUUCAGAACCCUAUUGUAUUCAUGCCUUAUGAGCUGUUUGGUUGCCAAUUCUUUGGGAGUUUUGUAGCAUAUAGGAGUUUUGGUACAGCAUUUUAAUGCCAUGUAUUAUCAUCUUUAAAUUCCUCCA
Panicum hallii is the source of this 1707-nucleotide messenger RNA. Its product is annotated as chaperone protein dnaJ 15. NCBI's taxonomy places the organism in Eukaryota, Viridiplantae, Streptophyta, Magnoliopsida, Poales, Poaceae. The record is from RefSeq and is a predicted model, not a curated record. Bases 313 to 1539 code for a protein of 408 amino acids. The transcript has 12 exons.